AAAAAAGUUUUCUAUGGUGGCUGUGAUACCCGGCGGAAAUACUGCGCAUGAAACCAUCAUGAUGGCCCAGACCUUCUUUGGCCGCCAUCGUAUGCUCUCCAACCUUAACUCCCACCGCCAGAUUGUCAUCUGUGGCGAGGAGAGGGAGCUUAACGAAGCGAUUGCAAAGUUCAAAGCUGAAUUUGAGCCGGCUGAGUGGAAAAGCAGGCGCGUCGCUUUUAAAGUGUUGCCUACCGACAUUCCGUUUCACACUCCCUAUUUGCGGGAGAUCGAGCCGGACUUGGCAGCGUUACUUGCGGCAUCCGGACCCAAGGCCGCCACCCUUGUGAAACCGAUGAUUGCUAAUGUGGACUAUCUGGUGGUUGCGACAAUGGAAAAUGCUUUUAUGGCCAUGGUCAGUGCAACCUCGCGUACCGUGAGGUUUUCUGAGUGCAUUUCCCGUACUCUUGAAGACCAGACCACUGAGAGUCUGGCCAUGGCGAAGCAAGUUGAUCCAUCGGCAUGCACGAAUUUUGUGCACAUUGGGCCAGGAAAGGUGUUGAGUGGACUUGUUGAUCGUACCAUGGUCGGAAGCUAUGUCAAUCAUAGCUUGAACACCUUAGAAGGUGUUGAGAGCUACACCAAGUAUUUGAGGGAUGUGGGUAAGGUCUAGAAAGCCGCCAUUGUAUAUAGACUGGAUGUAUGCCUACGAACUCUUGACUUGCCUAGGUAGAUUUGAUCAGUUCAGCCUUCUGUAGCAGGUGUAGAUAGCUUUCAUUCCUGAUCGAUAGUCUUUUUGUCACACGUUUAAAAUGACCUAGUCCCAGUGGUAUGUGUACUUUCAGAAAAUUCUUCGAAAUGGCAAAAGAUCCUCGUCCGAUUCCAUUUA
Messenger RNA from Babjeviella inositovora NRRL Y-12698, 868 nucleotides. RefSeq names its product [acyl-carrier-protein] S-malonyltransferase (gene MCT1). The transcript has a single exon. The record is from RefSeq and is a predicted model, not a curated record. Bases 62 to 652 code for a protein of 196 amino acids. NCBI's taxonomy places the organism in Eukaryota, Fungi, Ascomycota, Pichiomycetes, Serinales. Gene Ontology annotation, cellular component: mitochondrion. Gene Ontology annotation, biological process: fatty acid biosynthetic process. Gene Ontology annotation, molecular function: [acyl-carrier-protein] S-malonyltransferase activity.